Lachancea meyersii CBS 8951 is the source of this 2640-nucleotide messenger RNA. The record is from the annotation of a GenBank genome assembly. NCBI's taxonomy places the organism in Eukaryota, Fungi, Ascomycota, Saccharomycetes, Saccharomycetales, Saccharomycetaceae.
AUGAUCGAAAACAAAGCAGGUGCCGUUACUGCUAGUGUCGAUCAAAUCGAUCGGUCCAGUUCUACAAGCUCGCUGGCCGAGAAGGGCAAUCAAGUUCUUGCCACUGUUGAAACUCAGUCAUCGCUUCGGGAUUUCUCCGCAGAGGAGAUUACUUACCUCUUGAAGAAGUUAGGUUAUGAAAGUCCAGAGGAUGUCUCCUCAGUUCCGCCAGAGAUUGACUAUGUGGGUGGAUUUAUUGCUAAACUCUCACUGGAAGAGUCUAUCCAGAUAAUCAAGAAUGCAGUAGUUGAAUUCUCUGAUGACCCUAAUAUCCCUAGUGAAGAGUAUGCGGAGUUCGAAAGAUUGUCGGACGUGGAGCCCAAGAGUCUAGUCAGUUCUAGUGAAAUUUUCGAGGCCAAAGCUCUGGCAGCUCUUGUUGAGUACCACUCGCCAUACAAGGAAGUAAGGGCAACAGUUGAUCCUUUUGAUGACCCCGACGUCCCCAUUGAAACUGUCAGAUCUUAUGUCUUGGCCCUGAUCUGGGCUAUCGUUGGUUCCGGUUUUAACGAGUUCUUCGCCCACAGACUGAUUCCCAUUUCCCUCUCCACAUCAGCGAUUCAAAUGUUGCUUUUCCCUUGUGGAAGGUUUUGGAGUAGAUUUGUGCCCAAAGUUGGAAUUCCAAUUUGGAAAGGUAAGAAGCUUUAUUUGAAUAUCGACUCUCCUUGGACUGCAAAAGAACAAAUGUUUGCUACCCUUCUCUUUGCAAUCUGUAUGGGAACCUUUUAUACCCACUACAACAUUUUAACUCUCAAAAUGUAUUACAACGAUGAUGUCGACUUUGGCUACCAGUUUUGGCUUUCGAUGGGCGUUCAAUAUAUGGGUUUAGGGUUUGCUGGCAUCUUGAGAAAAUACGUCGUUUAUCCAACUCGAGCAAUUUGGCCAUCUUCUCUCCAGACAAUGGCUUUGAAUAAGGCCCUCUUUAGCAAGUCUAAAGAGGCCGAAGGCAAAGGCAUAACGGGUCAGACUUUCUUUUUUUGGUCUGUUCUCUUUAUGUUCUUUUACACAUGGAUUCCAACGUACCUCAUGAAUUUUCUGAGCGUGUUUAACUGGAUGACAUGGAUUGCUCCCGAAAACUUUAACUUAGGAAUGAUCACAGGAAGCGUCGGUGGGCUGGGUAUUAACCCUAUUUCAUCAUUCGAUUGGAAUACCAUCAACAUGUACUCUCCUCUUCUCACUCCUUUUUUCUCGUACUUUUUGCAAUUGGCAGGUGCAUUUUUGGCAGCUUUGAUUGUCAUUGCCCUUUACUGGUCGAAUUAUUACGACUGCCAGUAUCUUCCAAUAUUCUCAAAUGGCCUGUUCACAAACACAGGGAAACGAUUCAAAAUUACCAAAAUUUUGAACUCAGACUACAAACUCGACAACGAAAAAUACCAAGCUUACUCGCCGCCAUAUUUUUCUGCGGGAAAUAUUUUGGGCUACGGUUCUUUCAUUGCAGUUUAUCCGCUACUGAUAAUAUACCAGUUUAUGACAGAGAGUCACAUUCUCUUAGAUGCCUUCAAAACGUGGAUUUCUGGCACCCUGUCAUUAUUCAAGAAGGAGACGUGGAAGAAUUGGAGUUCUGAAAGUCAUGAGCUCGACCAAUUUAACGACGCACAUAGUAGGAUGAUGAAGAAAUACAAGGAAGUACCUGAAUGGUGGUACUUUUGUGUUUUUCUUGCUUCUUUGAUUAUCGGAAUAUGUGUGAUUGAAAAAUACCACACAAGCACGCCCGUUUGGAGUUUGUUCAUGUCCAUAGGAUUCAACUUUGUAUUUUUGAUCCCUUUGACUAUUCUACAAGCAGUUACGGGAACUUCGUUGGGAUUGAAUGUGCUAAUAGAGAUGAUCAUGGGGUACGCGCUUCCUGGAAACCCUCAAGCGUUGAUGAUCAUAAAAGCUUUCGGUUAUAACAUAGAUGGUCAAGCAGACAACUAUGUUUCUAACCUAAAACUAGGACACUACGCUAAGAUUGCGCCAAUAGCUUUGUUUCGGGGCCAACUGAUAAUGGUGUUCGUGCAAGUCUUCGUCAAUCUUGGGGUCCUCAACUGGUCAAUAUCUAACCUUAAAGAUUACUGUCAACCAAACCAAGCCGCCCAUUUUACGUGCCCUGAUGCUAUAACCUAUUACAACUCAUCAGUGAUGUGGGGUGCAAUGGGUCCAAAGAAAAUCUUCAACGAUGUUUACCCAAUUAUGAAAUGGUGCUGGCUAAUUGGUGCUUGUCUAGGCUUAUUUUUUGGCGUCUGGAAGAAAUACUUGAAGAGAUACUACCCCAAAUGGUUUAAUCCUGUCUUGGUCACGAUUGGUAUGAUCGGUAUGUCUCCGCCCUACAAUUUGUCGUAUUUCAUUCCUGGUGCAUUUGUGAACUUCUUUUCGCAAUAUUACUGCAAAAAAUACCACGUUCGGUUGUGGUCAAAAUUCAACUAUGUGCUCAGUGCUGGAUUUGCCACAGGCUUAGUCUUUUCUUCCAUUGUCAUUUUCUUUGCUGUCCAGUACAACAACUAUGAUCUCAACUGGUGGGGAAAUACCGUGCCAUAUGCCGGAAUUGAUAGCGCGGCUCCAGCAUUGAAAAAUGUCACCUUGACUCCUAAUGGCUAUUUCGGGCCCGGUCCAGGCCACUACCCAUAG